Messenger RNA from Nerophis lumbriciformis (worm pipefish), 2832 nucleotides. NCBI's taxonomy places the organism in Eukaryota, Metazoa, Chordata, Actinopteri, Syngnathiformes, Syngnathidae. The record is from RefSeq and is a predicted model, not a curated record.
AUGGACGCCGUCAACGCCUUCAACCAGGAGUUAUUCUCCUUAAUGGACUCUAAGCCGCCGAUAUCUCGCGCCAAGAUGAUCUCCAUCACCAAGUCGGCUAUUAAGGCAAUGAAACUCUACAAGCACGUGGUCCAGAUUGUGGAGAAGUUCAUUAAAAAGUGUAAGUCUGAGUACAAGGUGGCUGGCCUGUACGUGGUGGACUCCAUCGUCCGCCAGUCACGGCACCAGUUUGGUGCCGACAAGGACGUGUUUGGGCCUCGCUUCACUAAAAACAUUGUGGGCACCUUUGAGAACCUUUGCCUCUGCCCCCUGGAGGAUAGAAGUAAACUUGUGCGCGUACUGAACUUAUGGCAGAAGAACGGUGUGUUCAAGAGCAACGUCAUUCAGCCUCUUCUAGACAUGGCUGCAGGUACCGGCAGCGGCUCUGCGCCUUAUGCCGAGGACCCAGCGUCCUCUCCACCAACUCCGACCAAAGACCACGCAGAGAACUCUGCGGCGGCCCCUGUUGCGCCUUUGGAGAAGCAUGACCCCUUCACUGCAGUGGCACAGCUCUUCCAGUCCACGCAGGGUCAGCAGCUGCAGCAGAUGCUUCAGAACCUGCAACAGUCCACCCAAGCGGAACCUGCCUCUCAGCCUCCACCGUUCCCAGACACCCCAAGCGUUGCCCCCGUCUUCAGCAAUGCCCUCCCGCAUCCUCCCCAGGCUGCCCAGCAGAAGUCGGCAUUUGACAAGACGUUGUUGGAUCGUUUUGACUACGAUGACGAACCAGAAGCCGGAGACGAUGCCAAGGACGACGUCUCGCAGCCCUCUCUUAUGCAACAGCCUCCAGCCUUCCAGCAGCCUGUGAUGAACAUGACUCAGGACCUCUCGCAGCAGGGGUCUCUCCCACCUAAUGGCCAGCUCCCGGCUUACGGGUUAAUGCCAGGACAAAGCUUCCAAGGGAUGAUGCCGCCGAUGGGUCAAGCUCAACCAGGCCAGCCCUUCCCUGGUUCCGUGGGACCUCCUGGCUUCCAUGGAGUUUUCCCACCUCCUACACACUCGUCCCAGCAACAUCAGGAGCUGACUGUUGAUGCAGACCGUUCCUCCAUGAGGGAUGGCAGACAUGAUAAAAAAUCACGGUCAGAUUCAAGGUCCCCAAAAAGGAGACGAUCGCGAUCCAACUCCCGCACGCGUCGCUCUCGUCACCGGCGUUCCCGUUCCCGGGACCGACGCCACCUUUCCCCGCGCUCUCGUUCAGAGGAGCGCCGGGAGCGGGAACGCGAAAGGGAGCGGCGUCAAAAAGGCCUCCCACCGACUAAGAACGAAACACUCAGCAUCUGUAGUACGACUCUAUGGGUGGGCCAGCUGGACAAGAGGACUCAGCAGCAGGAUGUGGCAUCUUGGCUGGAGGAGUUCGGACAAAUUGAAUCCAUCAAUAUGAUCCCUCCGAGAGGAUGUGCCUACAUUGUCAUGAUCCACCGGGAGGAUGCCUUCAGGGCCCUGCAGAAGCUCAGUCGAGGCUCUUAUAAAGUCAACCAAAAAGCCAUCAAGAUAGCUUGGGCUCCAAAUAAGGGUAUCAGGGCCGAUUUGAAGCAGUUCUGGGAUGUGGAGCUGGGCGUUACCUACGUGCCCUGGUCCAAAGUCAGGGAAGAGCAACUGGAGGAGCUCAAGGAAGGAGGAAUCUUAGAUUUGGACACUUUAUCACCAGAGUGGAAGACAGUACGGAAAGCGCUGGAGAACCCAGAGGAACUCAACCACAAUGGUGGAUCUGAGUCGCAGCAGCCAGAUGAAGCCCGCGGUUUAGCUCCUCCUCCUUCUACGCAGGUUCCUCCGAUGCUCGGCAUGCCUUCGGUGCCGCCCCCUGGCUUCCCAGCUCCCAUAGGCAUCCCGCCACCUUCUUUUCCACCAGGAAUGCCCCCACCGCCAUUAUUCAGACCAGGGUUCAACCCCAUGCAGAUGCCACCAGGUUUCCCCCCACUUGGAGCCAUGCCCCUCUCCAUGCCACCUCUGCCGCCUUCCAAAGCCGAAGACAUGCCUCCGGUCAACAGGAAACACGGAGAGGAGAUCUCUGAUGCUCCCAACUUCAGCAUUCAGACCCCGCCAGGCGGUCUGCUAGGAAACCGGCCCGGUAUGAUGCAGUUGCCGCGCCCCCCGGGCCCUCCUAUGCUGCACGCGCAACGCUUCCCGCCGCCACCCGUCCGGCCCCAUAUGGUGCCCAGGGGGCCCCCUCCGCCCAUGAUGCGCCACGACGGCCCUCCCCCCACGGGAUCUUUUCCGAUGCCUCACAGCAUGAGACCGCCUUUCCCGCCUCACGGUCCGCCCCCUCAGGGUCCGCCCCCUCACGGUCCACCCCUUCAGGGUCCGCCCCCUCAGGGUCUCCCCCCUCAAGGUCCCUCCUUGCCUCCUUUCAUCAGACCGGGCGCCCCUCGUCCGCCCAAUGACGAGGAUAGCCACCCUUUCCGUGGAGAGCGCCCAGGACUCAGGGAGUCAGAGCGAGGAUUUGGCGGCACAGCGAGGCGUCCAUUCGUUAGUGAUCGCUCAGACGCGAGGGACAGACUGGAGGAAAGUGGGUGGGAAAGAGACAGGCGGGACUGGCGAGACCGGGAGAAUGGCAGCAGGGAGGCCCGGGAGAAAGGGAAAGAAGGGGAGCGGCCUAAGAGGCGGGAGAGGGCCAGCCGGUGGGACCGCGACGACCGCUUGACGGGGCAAGAGAACACUGACAAGCUUCGGACCCCUAAUGCAUUGGCCGCAGAAACCGAAGCAUCUCAAAAGACCACUGUAUCGGCGCCUCCUCUUGCCCCGUCCCCGGAGACGCCGCCCCCUGUCGAAGCCAAACAGGGAGCUGCGUCAUAG